CUUUUUUUUAACCUCUUUCUCUCUUUAAUCCCUCUGUUAGUCCUUCAUAUCGCUCAUGUUGCCCCACUGUUUAGAAGAAGAGAAAAAAUCAGAACAAGAAGAAGAACAACGACAUCAGCAACAGCCAAAGCAGAAAAACAUGGGUAGAGGCAAAAUUGAGAUCAAAAAGAUUGAAAAUCUCAAUAGCCGCCAAGUCACCUUCUCUAAACGCCGUGGUGGGUUAAUCAAGAAAGCAAACGAACUCUCAGUUCUUUGUGAUGCAGAGGUUGCUGUCAUUAUUUUCUCUAGUACUGGAAAACUCUAUGAAUUCGCUAGCAACAGGUUUGGAUUUGAACACCGAAUGAUAGGCCCAAGGAGGAGCGAAAAAAUAUCUUUGGCCCAAGCCCAAAACCCAAAAAAAAAAAUCGGUUUUUGCAUGGAACACACUCUUUCAAGAUACACAAGAGGGAUGCAAGUGGAUGGUACUUUGGAGCAUCCAGAGCGUCGUCCUGACCAUAGGGAUACAGUAGAGAGACCGCAACAACACGGUAAUGGCAAUGCACUAGAGGAUGAAGUAGCUAAGCUACGCUUGGCAUGCAGGCAGAUGAUGGGUAAAGAGCUAGAUUUAUUGACCUUUAGUGAGUUACAGCAACUAGAGGACCAAUUGAGCGAAGGAAUUUUGUCUGUUAAGAACAGAAAGGAGCAGGUUCUUUUGGAACAGGUUAGGAGGUCCAGAUUACAGGAGCAGAAAACCAUGCUAGAGAAUGAGAAUUUGUGGAAAGAGCUUGAAAACAUGCGGCAGAAUUAUAUAUCACCUACCCUUAAUUCAUUUGCUUCGGGAAGGAGAUUUUUGCAAGCGGACCCUAAGCCAGCUGUUUCGUGUAGCAGUUCAGAUGAAAGUGAUCAUUCAGACACCAGUUUGCACUUGGGGUUGUCAUCAGAGUACAACCGCAAGAGGAAACUGGCUAAAAUGGAACCUACUUCCAAUGAGUCGGGGAGUCAACUGGCCUCAGAGUGAAGGGACUCCCUUUAUAUUUUAGUUAUUUUCAUACGUUUUCCCUUUUUUUUUAAUUUUUUUUUUUAGUUACUUUUAGCAGCUAAUGAACUCUUUGGAAACUAGAAAUAGAUGCAGUUUUUGUUAUUUGAAUUCAGGAGUAAUAUGGAAAUAAUCCAAAAUAUAUGCUAGAGUCAAUGUUCUAUGUA
Molecule: messenger RNA, 1182 nt
Organism: Ziziphus jujuba (common jujube)
Lineage: Eukaryota; Viridiplantae; Streptophyta; Magnoliopsida; Rosales; Rhamnaceae
Product: agamous-like MADS-box protein AGL18
Exons: 8
Coding region: 56-997 (313 amino acids)
Biological process (GO): positive regulation of transcription by RNA polymerase II
Cellular component (GO): nucleus
Molecular function (GO): DNA-binding transcription factor activity, RNA polymerase II-specific; RNA polymerase II cis-regulatory region sequence-specific DNA binding; protein dimerization activity
Source: RefSeq, a predicted model, not a curated record